Molecule: messenger RNA, 1863 nt
Organism: Daucus carota subsp. sativus
Lineage: Eukaryota; Viridiplantae; Streptophyta; Magnoliopsida; Apiales; Apiaceae
Product: nuclear transcription factor Y subunit A-3
Exons: 6
Coding region: 625-1701 (358 amino acids)
Biological process (GO): regulation of transcription by RNA polymerase II
Cellular component (GO): CCAAT-binding factor complex
Molecular function (GO): DNA-binding transcription factor activity, RNA polymerase II-specific; DNA binding
Source: RefSeq, a predicted model, not a curated record
AAAUUUACUUGGUAUAUUAGUAAUAGUACCUACUACCAAUACUACUAUUAAAAACACACUACACAACAACAAUAAAAAAAGUGGUUUUAAAGUAAUCAAGAUACUCUGGCAAGAAAGCACAGGUGAGAAAGACAUUUUUAAGUAUUCUAAAAUAUUGAAGAAGGUGGGUGGUGAAUGGUGAUCAGUGUUUAUUAAUGGAGGAAGUAGGCCUGUAGGGUGAGAGGUGGCAGUUGGCUUCUGUUUAGGGGUUGAAAGAGUUAAGAGCAAAACCAAGAAGAUAAGUACACUUAAAUCUGUUGAAAAUUCAAACAAAUAUUAAGAAUUUUCAAAGAAUCUUGAGAGUUUGUGGGAAGGAGACAGGCACAAGUCCAUCCCAACAUCCCUCUCUUCACCCCCAGACUUCCGGCCAAAUCUUUAAGGUAAAAUGACAGCUACGUUUGAUAGUUUCUGUUGUCUUUCAGCCUGAGAAGAAGACAGUCCAUAGGACAUUGAGUUGUUCAAAGCUUAAAAGCAUCUCUUUGCCGGAAAGGUCUCUUUUCCUUUGAUUUGUAUAUAUUUGCACUUUACAUUUUUGCUUACCAUAAUAGUGGCUGGAAAACCUUUUGAGGCGUCUCCUUGGGCUACAUGUUCAAAGUUCUAGACAGAGGCCAGACUGAGUUUACAAAUAUGCAUGACUUGCUGAAGGAAGAGUUUGUAUUAAGCACUGCUGAUUCAGUGGCCCCAUGCAUCAUUGGCUCCUCACCUUGGUGGACGUCCGCCAAAUCACACAUAGAUAAUUCAUAUGCUGAACAAUCAUGUCUAUCAAAAAGUUUGAGUUUGAAGAUGGCAGCCCAAUCUUCAUACUGUCAGAGUUUUAAACAACUGGAAUUCCGAUUCCAAGACCUGGACCUGUCCCCAACUCAGUCGUCUAGUCAGUCAUACCCUGAAGUGGCUGGUGCUGCAGCAAGCAACCUAUGUGGACAAGACAUGAUCUCUACAAAGUCCAGUUACAAGACAAUCCAUGAAAAACUUGAUUUCAGCAAAGAAAUUUUGUCAAUGCAAGCUCGCGAUUAUGUUUGUCCUCCUCUGGUUGAUUUCAGACAGCAACUUGAGAGGGUUCCACUUUCAUAUCCUGAUCCAUACUGUCAUGGAUUACCUUCUACUGGGACAGAACCAAUGGAGGUCUAUCAUCCCCAUAUAACGGCUGCAGCUUCUGCUCGAGUGCCACUACCAAAUGACUUUUCUCAAGAUGAACCUAUAUAUGUAAAUGCCAAACAAUAUGGUGCAAUUCUAAGGCGAAGAGAAUAUCGUGCCAAGCUGGAGGCUCAGAAGAAACUCAUAAGAAACCGAAAGCCAUAUCUCCAUGAGUCGAGGCAUCUUCACGCCCUGAAGAGGGCUAGAGGAUCUGGAGGUCGUUUUCUCAACAAAAAGAAGCUUGAAGAUUCUAACCCAAUCUCAGAAUCAACUCAAUCCCAAACGUGCAGCACAAUACUAAAAACAGAACUUCAUUGUUCACCUAAGACCUACGAUAUAAAUCCUUCGCCCACAGGCUGGUGCUAUGACAUGAUGACCAUUUCAGACAAUGACAGCUGCAGCAUCUUCCAGCAGCAAGAAACAAGUUUCUCUUCUUACCCUGCUCAUGUUGGGAUGGAUCUACGCGGUGGAAAGCCAACAAAGUCUUGCAGUAGUCUUGAAUUUGGCGGCAUUAGCUCCAAAGGUUAGAUUGUUGGUUUAGAGGGAAAUCAUCCUUGGCUAAGUUCAUUCAUUUAAUAACCAGUGUUCUUGCUGUUCAAACAGACGAGAAAAAGCUGAACUAUUUCCGGGCAUUCUUUAGCUACAUUGUGUAUUUGUGUUAUUGAUUCUGAAAUAUUGAAGUUGCACCCA